Molecule: messenger RNA, 14707 nt
Organism: Oncorhynchus keta (chum salmon)
Lineage: Eukaryota; Metazoa; Chordata; Actinopteri; Salmoniformes; Salmonidae
Gene: trappc14
Product: trafficking protein particle complex subunit 14
Exons: 11
Coding region: 9499-11301 (600 amino acids)
Biological process (GO): cilium assembly
Cellular component (GO): TRAPPII protein complex
Molecular function (GO): alpha-tubulin binding
Source: RefSeq, a predicted model, not a curated record
GGGAGGACAGGAGUCGGUUAUCUCAUAGUAAUAAUAAUAAUAAUAACCAGACAUUGCUACGAGGAGGAGGAGGAGGGAAAGGGAAGAUAAAAUAGUUUUCCAUCCAGAAUUCACUGCCUUGACAGAAUGCUGACUGAGCCUGUGUACAUUUACAUUUACAUUUAAGUCAUUUAGCAGACGCUCUUACUCAUGCACUCGUUGAGUAUUCUAUUACUAAAGUACUCAAUAGACUUGUUGGAAAUAAAUACCCAUUCUCCCUCCAACCCACCUCUACUGUACAUUCUCUCCUGGCUGAACUUUGGACUGGUUAUGACUCUAUUUCUUGUUCAUACGGACUUUAUGAUUGCUGUGCAUGUGUUUUAAUGGGACUUGAAAUGGAAUUGCAUUGCAAUUAAGUGGGCCAGAUGUCGUUCAAAAAUUCUGCUUCUCUGAUCGAGAAAGAAAGUUAGAUUUGGUGGUCCAACUGCUACGUUCAACAUACAGUGAGGGGAAAAAGUAUUUGAUCCCCUGCUGAUUUUGUACGUUUGCCCACUGACAAAGAAAUGAUCCGUCUAUAAUUUUAAUGGUAGGUAUAUUUGAAAAGUGAAAGACAGAAUAACAACAACAAAAUCCAGAAAAACACAUGUCAAAAAUGUUAUACAUUUAUUUGCAUUUUAAUGAGGGAAAUAAGUAUUUGACCCAUCUGCAAAACAUGACUUAGUACUUGGUGGCAAAACCCUUGUUGGCAAUCACAGAGGUCAGACGUUUCUUGUAGUUGGCCCCCAGGUUUGCACACAUCUCAGGAGGGAUUUUGUCCCACUCCUCUUUGCAGAUCUUCUCCAAGUCAUUAAGGUUUCGAGGCUGACGUUUGGCAACUCGAACCUUCAGCUCCCUCCACAGAUUUUCUAUGGAAUUAAGGUCUGGAGACUGGCUAGGCCACUCCAGGACCUUAAUGUGCUUCUUCUUGAGCCACUAAUUUGUUGCCUUGGCCAUGUGUUUUGGGUCAUCGUCAUGCUGGAAUAUCCAUCCAUGACCCAUUUUCAAUGCCCUGGCUGAGGGAAGGAAGUUCUCACCCAAGAUUUGACGGUACAUGGCUCCGUCCAUCGUCCCUUUGAUGCGGUGAAGUUGUCCUGUCCCUUUAGCAGAAAAACACCCCCAAAGCAUAAUGUUUCCACCUCCAUGUUUGACGGUGGGGAUGGUGUUCUUGGGGUCAUAGGCAGCAUUCCUUCUCCUCCAAACAUGGUGAGUUGAGUUGAUGCCAAAGAGCUCUGUUUUGGUCUCAUCUGACCACAACACUUUCACCCAGUUGUCCUCUGAAUCAUUCAGACGGGCAUGUAUUUGUGCUUUCUUGAGCAGGGGGACCUUGUGGGCGCUGCAGGAUUUCAGUCCUUCACGGCGUAGUGUGUUACCAAUUGUUUUCUUGGUGACUAUGGUCCCAGCUGCCUUGAGAUCAUUGACAAGAUCCUCCCAUGUAGUUCUGGGCUGAUUCCUCACCGUUCUCAUGAUCAUUGCAACUCCACGAGGUGAGAUCUUGCAUGGAGCCCCAGGCCGAGGGAGAUUGACAGUUCUUUUGUGUUUCUUCCAUUUGCGAAUAAUCGCACCAACUGUUGUCACCUUCUCACCAAGCUGCUUGGCGAUGGUCUUGUAGCCCAUUCCAGCCUUGUGUAGGUCUACAAUCUUGUCCCUGACAUCCUUGGAGAGCUCUUUGGUCUUUGCCAUGGUGGAGAGUUUGGAAUCUGAUUGGUUGAUUGAUUCUGUGGACAGGUGUCUUUUAUACAGGUAACAAGCUGAGAUUAGGAGCACUCCUUUAAGAGUGUGCUCCUAAUCUCAGCUUGUUAUCUGUAUAAAAGACACCUGGGAGCCAGAAAUCUUUCUAAUUGAGAGGGGGUCAAAUACUUAUUUCCUUCAUUAAAAUGCAAAUCAAUUUAUAACAUUUUUGACAUGUGUUUUUCUGGAUAUUUUUGUUGUUAUUCUGUCUCUCACUGUUCAAAUAAACCUACCAUUGAAAUUAUAGACGGAUACAAAAUCAGCAGGGGAUCAAAUACUUUCCCCCCUCACUGUCGUCUCCUGCACGAUCAAAAACUCAGCCUAUCAGUUUUAGUUUUUUGAAAAAUAACUAGGCUAUUACCUUUCUUGAACGCUAACACAGACGGCAUAUAUGAUAUGACAGCAGCCAGGCAGCCAGCCAUAGCCACAUACUGGGAGAGGAAUGAUUCCCACCUGAUGUGAGUUGCAUGUUCUGACUGAGAAUAGGAAUGGAAUCCAUCGCUUUGAACACACUGUGUCCGGAGUAAAAAAUGUAGUCCAUUAUGGCUGGAAUGCAACGAAAGCAUCAAUAUCAAACACAUGAUACUGUUCUAUUCAUUCCAUUCCAGCUAUUACAAUGAGCCUGUCCUCCAAUUUAAAGCGACACCAGCCUCCACUGAUACGAAGCCAGCAUUGGAGAGCAGUGAGUCUCAGAAUAGGCUUAACUGUGAUGUCUCCAAGGUGGGACUUAGGAGCGAAAACUCUUAAGUUAACACAUGGUACUUUGAUGAGGACCGAAGUGUACAGCAGUAAUGUACUGUAUCUGAACUGAAGCACUGUGGUUGAAUGGAUAGCUAGCAUGUCUGACUUUGAACCUUUUUAGUGUGGCUUUCAAUAGAUAUAGUAAUAUUGGAUACACAGUAUUUCCCUGACUCAAUGCGGGUGUUAAAUGCGAGCUACACAGCAAAUGGGCCAGUGUUCCCGAGUGUUGAUUUUUCAGUGUAACAUUUCUAGUGUUGAUUCCGGUGUUAAAUUAAAACUAUUUGGUGUAAUUGAACCCCAGUGUUGGUGUUAAUAACCAGUAUUAAACUAAAACAACGUCCAUUAUUAUCAUAUUUCUGAUAUCUUUGUCUUCCCAACCCGGCAGUCAUUCUCAAUGCAGGUUGCAGGUCAAUAAGAAUUUAAAAUGUUGCAUAUACCCAGUCUGUCUGGAUUCCAAUAGGAAUUACUCAUCACUUUGCAAGCCAUCAUCUUAAUGUGACUUGCAGGCCUGAAAACCACGAGUUUCAGGCCACUGUAUUGGGCUAAAACAAGGCCCUCAAAAUAAAGCCUUAUUAAAAACUUGUUGUAUUGUGUUAAAUAAUACAAUUUUAAUCUUCACAUUUUCGCUUUGGAUCUCACUAAAUGGAUGAAUGCAACAACCAUGUCUCUGUCACAAACAAUUACAGUUAUAGGCAAGGUACUCUGGGAAAUAUGGAAAUAAGGCUGUACACUAAGCAGUGUGCUAAUUUAACACUGAAAAGUGUGGACCCGCAUAGACACUGGACCAGUGGCCUCACAUUAAUUAGUGGAUUUGAGGGUUAUGCUAUCAUUCAAAUGAAAGCCAACCUCAAUGUGAGGUGGUGAUUCACUGAAAUUGUCCAGUCCAAAUAGUGCUGUUUACUUUUCCUUAUUGGCCAAUGGCCAUCUACCGAAAUAAACGUUAUCAAUAAAGUUGAUAAAUGGCUGUGAAAAGUUGCCAUCUAUCGACAUAUAUGUAGUAUACCCAUGUUCAUUGAGGUUUGUCUGUUAGAAAAGCACAGACAGUACAUGUCUCUGCGGUUGUUGUCCCAUUUCCAUUGAUUUCAAAACAAUAUCGAUGUGAGCGAUUAAUUUGCGCUUGAUAUUGAGUACAGUAAAACAAGCUAAUCAAUUCCAAUCUUGAGAACAAGAUUGGUAAAUGUUGGUCUGUGUGCAGUUCAUAAGGUACUUAUUUAGCAGUCAUCUGAACACAUGUGUGACACAUAUGUAGGGAGUAACUUUUAUGUAUUGGUCUUCAAAAUAUCACAAUGUAUUUCAACAUAUUGAUUAAACCAGUUUGGCCAUGAGUCAAAAAGCCAUGACAACAGGAAGCUGCAACAGUAUAAUUUUAAAUGUAUGUUUUUAGGAAUAUAAAUGGUACUUUUAACAUUAUUUUUCAGGAUUAUACAUUGUCAGGUAAAAGCAAUUAAAUGAGCCCAAAAACAUGCUAUGAUUUAUUGAUUUUGAUGAUAUUAGUGGAAUUGUGAAUACAUAUACUAAAUACAUACAUACAUCAUGUGUGUACAUACAUUGGCGUGCAAAAAUAUGGCCUUUUUCCUAUUUUGUUGCCUUACAACCUGUAAUUAAAAAUAGAUUUUGGGGGGGUUGUAUCAUUUCAUUUACACAACAUGCCGACCACUUUGAAGAUGCAAAAUAUGUUUUAUUGUGAAACAAACAAGAAAUAAGACAAACAAAUGAAUAUUUGAGCGUGCAUAACUAUUCACCCACCCCAAAGUCAAUACUUUGUAGAGACACCUUUUGCAGCAAUUACUGAUGCAAGUCUCUUGGGGUAUGUCUCCUUAAGCUCGGCACAUCUAGCCACUGGGAUUUUUGCCCAUUCUUCAAGGCAAAACUGUUCCAGCUCCUUCAAGUUAAGUCACUUCACAGAUUCUCAAUUGGAUUGACUAGGCCAUUCCAAGGCAUUUAAAUGUUUCCCCUUAAACCACUUGAGUGUUGCUUCAGCAGUAUGUUUAGGGUCAUUGUCCUGCUGGUAGGUGAACCUCCAUCCCAGUCUCAAAUCUCUAGAAGACUGAAACAAGUAUCCCUCAAGAAUUUCCCUGUAUUUAGUGCCAUCCAUUAUUCCUUUAAUUCUAACCAGUUUCCCAGUCCCUGCCGAUGAAAAACAUCCCCACAGGGAUGGGGAUGCUGUUCUCGGGAUGAUGAGAGGUGUUGGGUUUGCACCAGACAUAGUGUUUUCCUGAUGGUCAAAAAGCUCAAUUUUAGUCUCAUCUGACCAGAGUACCUUCUUCCAUAUGUUUGGGGAGUCUCCCACAUGCCUUUUGGCGAACACCAAACGUGUUUUCUUAUUCUUUUCUUUAAGCAAUAGCUUUUUUUCUGGACACUCUUCUGUAAAGCCCAGCUCCGUGGAGUGUAUGCCUUAAAGGUGUCCAAUGGACAGAUACUCCAAUCUCCACUGUGGAGCUUUGCAGCUCAUUCAGAGUUAUCUUUGGUCUCUUUGUUGCCUGUCUGAUUAAUGCCCUCCUUGCCUGGUCUGUGAGUUUUGGAGGGUGGCCCUCUCUUGACAGGUUUGUUAUGGUGCCAUAUUCUUUCAGUUUCAUAUCAGUUUCUGAUAUUUUUUAAUAACCAAACCCUGAUCUGUACUUCUCCACAACUUUGUCCCUGACCUGUUUGGAGAGCUCCUUGGUCUUCAUGGUGCCGCUUGGUUGGUGGUGCCCCUUGCUUAGUGGUGUUGCAGACUUUGGGGCCAUUCAGAACAGGUGUAUUAAAUACUAUUUUGUGUCCAUUACAUGAAAUCCAAAUAAAAAAUCUAUUUAAAUUACAGGUUGUAAUGCAACAAAAUAGGAAAAACACCAAGGAGGAUGAAUACUUUUGCAAGGCACUGUACAUAUAGAGUACAUUUAACACACAGAUACUUGCGCUCGUACACACGCACACACUGUACUCCGUCAUGCUUGACAGCUUAAGUGUGAGUCAUGGAAGCUCAUUGAAAGGCACUCUCACAGGUCCCAGUGGUCCAGCCAGCCAUGCAGCGCAAGUGGUGUCUGGUGACCAUGGAGCGCAUAUAAAGUUACGUCAUAUGCUGUUGUGGAAAUGAAUGGUAGCCCGGGCCAUAUGUAUCAAGCGUCGCUAAGUGUUUUAUCAUUUAGAUCAUACUUAAUCAGAUCAUUGUGGACAGGGAGGACCUGAACCUAGAUCAGCACUCCUACUCUGAGACUAGAUAAAUACGGGCCCAGAUCUGUCUCUGCUAUCUAGCCAGUCCUAUGAUCGUAACUCACAAACAUAGGAGUUGGCUGUACAGCACAAAUUGAUCUGGGACCAGGCAAUAGCAAUGCCUCUAAGUACCAGGAUGUCAAUAUUGAUUAAAUAUAAUAAUCAAUAAUCAGUGUAAAACGUGUACACAAAGGUACAAAUGUCUUUGGCAGAACAAGCUGUGAUUUUUGUAGAGAAUCUGUGACUGUCUGGAAAUUUCUACGUAAUCUUUUAAACAAUAUCGGUGGUGUCUAUGGCUAACAACAUGUAUGAACAAAAUAGGCCCAUGUUCAGUAGAAAACUGAAGAAAUUGUCUUGAAAUGGAGGAGGCACUACCAGAACUUGUCCAAUGAAAACACAAAUGUCCGUUUCAAAAUGUUUUCUGUUUUCAUGCCCAGGGAAUAACUGAAAUAUGUUUUAAAAUGUAUUUUAACUGUUUGAUUCAAAACGUGCAUAGAAUGUGGAAGUUAAAACAACUGCUAUCUCUUUCACUGUGUCUAUCUAUCUGCAUUUUCUAUGUUUUACAUCCUUAUGAACUACAGUUAUGGCGUGUGUAUUAACCUAGAGCCCAUUUCGCGGCCUCCAUGUUUGUUUAUUUUUUGUAGUUUUUGAAUGUCUUGAUCAAGAGUCAAGAGAUGGAGGUUUUAACAGAAAAAGAAGAUGUUGAUUGUUCAAGAACAUGUAAUCAUUUUCAACAUGUUACAAAAUCCAUUACAAACUCAAUUAAAUGUACCAUCCAGGAACAACAACCAUUUCACAAACAAACAAACACUAAUAAAACAGCUAUUUCUUGCCUUAGAAAACAGUACAUUUCGGAAAAAGGGCUUUAAAUCGAUAGCUUGCUGUAUUUAUCGUUACUUUUAAAAAAUAUUGUUGUAUAUAUUGUAUUUAUUUUAAGGUAAAUAGUGUUUUAAAAAUUGACUGGAAUUCACUGUUUGUUCAUUUUUUGUUUAUAAAAAACAUUCAAGAGCCAACGGAAACAUACACACAUUGAUACACCAUUUAAUUAUGUUGAUUAUCCCAAUUAUUAUUACACAUUAAUACAAAAACACAAAACAUUUAUGGUACUUGACCCAAGUUACUACAAGUUUAUGAAAUAUUUAUGCAUUAAAAGAAUGGCAGGAAUGCAACUACACACACACACAGUGGUGGAAAAAGUAUUCAAUUGUAAUUGAAAAUAAAAGUGAAAGUCACCCAAUACAAUACUACUUGACUAAAAGUCUAAAAGUAUUUGGUUUUUAAAUAUAAAUACAAAAGUAAAUGUAAUUGCUAAAAUAUACAGUACCAGUCAAAAGUUUGCACACCCCUACUCAUUCAAGGGUUUAUCUUUGUUUUUACUAUUUUCUACAUUGUAGAAUAAUAGUGAAGACACCAACUAUGAAAUAACAUAUGGAAUCAUGUAGUAACCAAAAAAGCAAAAAAGAUUUUAUAUUUGAGGUUCUUCAAAGUAGCCACCCUUUUCCUUGAUGACAGCUUUGCACACUCUUGGCAUUCUCUCAACCAGCUUCACCUGGUAAAAGUGUCACACCCUGCUCUGUUUCACCUGUCUUUUGGCUUGGCUCCACCCCCCUCCAGGUGUCGCACAUCUUCCCCUAUUAUCCCCUGUGCAUUUAUACCUAUGUUCUCUGUUUGCCUGUUGCCAGUUUGUCUUGUCCCGUCAAGCCUACCAGCGUGUUUUUCAGAACAGCAGGCAGGCUUACGCCUGUUUCCUUGAGCCUGUUUUCUAGUUUUCCUGGUUUUUGAUCAUUUUGCCUGCCCUGAGCCUGCCUGCAGUUCUGUACCAUUUGCCUCUGCCCUGGAUUACUGACCUCUGCCUGCCCCCGACCCGGAGCCUGCCGCUCUGUACCUUAUGAACUCUGCCCUGGACUACCAACCCCUGCCAACCACAUUUCCUGUUUUUUUCAUGGAUAUCCAGGGGUACACUCCAACACUCAAACAUCAUUUACAAACUAAAAAUUUGUGUUUAGCGAGUCCCCCAGAUCAGAGGCAGUAGAGAUGACCAGGGAUGUUCUCUUGAUAAGUGUGUGAAUAGGACCAUUUUCCUGUCCUGCUAAACAUUCAAAAUGUAAUGAUUACUUUUGGGUGUCAGGGAAAAUGUAUGGAAUGUAAGUGAAGUAAAAGUAUAGAAAGGUUUACAAAAAAGUUGUACUUUAAAAUAUUUUUACUUUAGUACUUUACACCACUGCACACACACACAAACACACACAUACAAUGCACAUUACAAGCAGUGCACACAUUUAUAUACUGACAAUAUUGUAAGAAAGUUUCAUUGUGUUGCUCAAAACAUGUUACAAAUAGAACUGAUGGGAUUGCUACUUUUAAGUAGCUUUGGAGGCAGGCAGCUCUGCCUGCCAGACUGAUGUUUAACCAACUCUGGAUUGAGUAGGUUAAACAUCAUCCUUGGAGGCUGAGCUGCCUCACAGGCUAGUCUGAAGACAUAUUUCUCGCUUGUGCGGAUUGCUAUAGUACUGUGAUAAUAAUACUUUUCUGUUGACCUCUCCACUAUUGACUUGGUGGGAUUAUUGACUUAAUUCUGUUUGAGAAUGAAUGGUACUGUACACUACUGAAAUAAAGGGUUCUUGUCUCAUGUCGAGUUGAAGCAUACUCACCUGGAAUCAUGGAAUCUUCUUUUCUCUUUUUUCAUUUUUUUUCUCUCACUGCCAUUCAAAAAAACAUUAAAUGGGCAUCAUUCUUGAAAGUGGAAUAAGGUCUUGAAACAUUGAAAUGUAAACUUAAAUACAUUGUCCCUCCACCAUUGAGUAUUAUUGAUUGAAUUGAUAUCAUUAUGAUUUAAUACAUUUGUAUGGGUAAACCAAGGAAAUAUUUCCUAGGGUAAACCCAGGGAAUACAAAAGUACUUCUCUAAGCCUAAAAUGUAUUUUUUUUUAAACAUAACAUUUAAACUGGAUUGAUAGGAAUUGUAUUCUCAUUUAAAUUGGGACUAUUCUACCAUACUUGAGAGCAUACAUUUAGCAGACAUCGAAGGUAAUAUUUCAGCAAAACAUAUUUAUUGUAUCACUAUCUUUUUUCUUACUUGAAGUCGUUUAUACUUGGUUUGAAAGCUUGGUAUUUGUCUGUGUGCAUGUCUGUGUGCAUUCAUUCAUAGUUUGUUUUUUAAUUGUAUGAAAUAAAAGCAAAUAUUUCCUGACCAAAGCUUUUGUCUGUGAUCCUAGUGUGGCUUUGAGUGGCAUAUCUAUUUAAGAUUUAAAUAGACAUUUCAAAUCUCUCUAGCCUUUGUUGCAAAUUGAUCACAUUAUUACGUUUUACAGUGGGAUUAAUGGGAUUUUCAACUCACAAAAUCAAGUGUUAUUUCCUUCAUUGUCAAACAAGCUCACAGUUUUUAAUAAUACAUUAACUAUUUAGCUACGUUGACGUAGGGUGAAAAACAAAUUCAAAUGUAUUGGGGGGUUAUUUGGGUCUACCUGAAUGGUGAGAGAAAGGCUUGCUAUCUGGGCCUCUGUUAAUUAAUUCCAAUUAUCAGCAGUUGAAUACUCCUGCCUAGUUUAAAAAUGCAGCUCUUUUUCUCUGUGGUCGACUAGUUGUACUGGAGUGCACAGCGCUGCUAUGCUGCACAGUGAAAGCGUCAGUCGCAGGUUCACCGACUGAUGAUGGACACAGUGAAUUGGAUUUUAAAUGUUUAUUAUUAUAGAGAUAUUUGUAAAAAUAGGCCAACUAUCGAUGCUGGUCAUACACUAAGAAUAUUAACCCCCGAGUUGGUUUUGAAUAGUAUUAGCUCGCGUGAUUGUAUAGCAAGCUAUCAACAGGAUACAUAAUCUAGCUAGCCAUGGUUCUAAUGAUGGAAUCGCAAUGCGAGUAUUUUAUGUAUUUCCCUGCGGUUCCCAUCACGGACCUGUCGGACCCGUCAAAAUACCGAACUCUCCCCCGGCGCAGUCACCUCUACCUCGGCGAAACGGUACAGUUCUUGCUAGUCCUGCGGUCCAGAGAUGGAGCGUCGGCCUCGAGCGGGACAAAGGGAAGCGAGUCAGGUGACAGCGGUACCCGGGCUUGGAAGGAGCUGGUACGGUCCCUCUCCGCUGUAGCAAGUGUCUGCCCCGGAGAGAGCCGACAUCGCUCCCAACUUCACCCCCACGAGUUCCAGAGAAGCUACAGCGACGACUGUGUAGACGAGGAUCCAGACGACGUUGACUUUGAAGCGGGAACAGUCCACACAGCCAGAAGGGAGUCAAGGAGCCGAGGUUUCAGAGAAUGCAAGCCGCUUCUCAUACACAAUAAUACGGGGCGUGAUGGACGGCAGUAUCGGCGCGCACCGGUUCAGUCACCGAUGGACGAGCCAGUGGUAUUGAACGAGGAGGUCAUAUUCCCUCUGACCGUCUCAUUGGACAAACUCCCCGUCAACACACUCAAGGUCAAGAUCAUAGUGACCGUGUGGAAGCAGGAGGAGGAAAAGGCAGAGAUCAGGGAACAUGGUUACCUCACCAUCCUACAGCUGAGGAGCCCCACACACACCUUCAGACAAGACCUUAAUACCUUCAAAGCCCAGGUCAGCACCACGUUGAGUGUUCUUCCUCCACCAACUGUGAAAUGUCAACAGAUGACUGUCUCCGGGAAGCACCUGACCAUCCUCAAAGUAUUAAACUCCAGUUCUCAGGAGGAGGUCUGUGUGAAGGACGUGAGAAUCAUUCCUAACUUCAACGUGUCCUACCUCCCCAUGAUGCCUGAUGGCUCUGUGCUUCUGGUGGACAAUGUCUGCCACCAAUCGGCAGAGGUUGGAAUGGCGUCGUUCCACAGGAUGAACAGUAGCUCCUCUCACCUUCCCAGCAUGCUCUCUGCCCUGGAGGAGCAGAACUUCCUGUUUCAGCUGCAGCUCAGGGACCAGCCGGAGGAAGGGAGCAACGAGGGUCUGGAGGUUCCUUUGGUAGCUGUGCUGCAGUGGUCCACCCCUAAACUUCCCUUUACCAGGUACAUCUCCACCCACUACCAGCUGCCCAGCGUGAGAAUGGACCAACCCCGGCUGGUUAUGACAGCUUCCUGUCCCAGUGCUGUGCAGCCUCAGGAGCACUUCCGGGUAAAAUACACCUUACUAAACAACCUGCAAGACUUCCUGGCUGUAAGACUGGUCUGGACGCCCGAAGGUCGUGGUCGUCAGGAGGACCCCUCUGUCAGUUCUGUGGUAUGUCAUUCCCCCCUUAACAACCUGGGCCAGUGUCGGAAAGGAUCCACCCUCUCCUUUACUGUCGGCUUCCAGAUACUCAAGGCAGGACUCUUCGAGUUAAGCCAGCACAUGAAGCUGAAGCUUCAGUUCACAGCGUCCUGUUCCAACCCCCCUGCUGAGGCCAGGCCCAUGUCUCUGUCCCUGUCCAGGAAGAACUCUCCCUCCAGCCCUGCUGUUAGAGACCUGCUGGACAGACAGAGUCUGGGAAGAUCACAGUCCUUCUCUCACCAACAACCAUCACGGUCGCAUCUUAUGAGGACGGGCAGUGUGAUGGAGCGCAGGGCCAUCACCCCUCCAGUGGGAUCCCCAGUGGGUCGACCCCUCUACCUCCCCCCCGAUCGGCCGGUCCUCUCACUGGACAAGAUCGCCAAGAGAGAGUGUAAGGUACUGGUGCUGGAACCUGGAAGAGACUGAGAGACAAGGCGAGAGACAGGGAGAGGUGGAGGAAGAGAGGGGAGUGCUGGUUCUUGAGCCAGGUAGAAACAAUGAGACUGUGAAGAUGGGAGGGAGUGAAGGAAGGGAGGAAGAAGGGAGAAAAAGGGAGAGAGAGAGAGAGAGACAUCUCUCAUGCUGAACAUUUCCUACAUCCUACAAGGCACGCAUGAACAAUGAUUUACCAGACAGACAGAUAGACUAUCUGACACACACUGAAUGAUUGACUGUACGUGAGCCACAUCAUUUGAAGACACUGGAGAAGUUACUUUCAACAACAUAAUUUCACAUUUUUAUCUCAACAACAUUUGAUGUUUUUAUAUCACUGUAAUGUCAGCAUUCCAUUUCAUUCCUUGUUUUAUUCCUUGUGUAAUGCUGUAAUUUAAUGUGUAAAUAAUUGUUAAGGUUUUAAACAGGGUGAAGACAGAUCCAGACUAUUUGUAGAAGCAUUUUGAGAACUUUUUCACUGUAGAUUACUGUGUUUACCGUACAGGGUUAUGGUAAUAGCCAAUACCUUGUUAAUACAUAUUGUUAUACACUGGUAUACAUUUUACACAGUAUAUGUAAUGUAAUACUUGGAUGUUAGAAUCAUUUUUUUUGUGAAAAACUGGAUUAUGUUAGUGAGAAACUGGAUUUUAAGAGUCAAAAACUGGAUUUUAAGAGUCAAAAACUGGAUUUUGUUACUGAAAAACUGGAUUUUGUUAGUUUACACACUGUUAGAUACACUUAUCUAAUGUGAUGGAUGUCAAACUUGUGAUUAACAAAAGCAGCAGGAGACCACAGGGAAAGGGUUGAGUUCUGUUGCAUUGUGGAAUAACUCUAGCCUGGUCUCAGAUCUGUUUGUGCUGUCUUCACAACUCCUAUGGUCAUUGUCACGAUAGGAAUUGGCAAGACAGCACAGACAGAUCUGGGACCAGGCUAGAUCUGUUUCACCCGUGGAUAGUGUCAUCGAGUUCACUCUUUAUUAGAAUGUGUUGUAUUUUAGUGGCUUGGAGCCACACAGUCUCGACACUGUAUUUAGUAGUUAAACAAGUAGUCUACUAGAGAUGUUUUUAGUUUAUGCUAAAUAUAUUUAUUGUCCGAUUUGUAUAAUUUAGAUUUUCUUUCAUCAGCAUUUACUUCUGCUUAAAAGUCUUAAAAGUGCUUAUACUCCUUAGUACACUCCAGAGUACACAUAUUGUACAUAGAAGGACACACUCCGUAACACAAACUUCAUAGUCCACACUCCAUGAUAGGGAACAAAUAAUUUCCCUUUCCCUUGUUAUACCGCUGUUCGCCCUAUUCCCUAUAAAGUGCACUACUACUUAUGGACCCUGGUCAAAAGUAGUGGACUAGAUAGGGAAUAGGGUGCCAUUUGGGACACAGCCUUGCACUGUUGUUCACAGCUGUUAAAACUUUGAUUACAGUGGUUGAUCCUGUUGAUUGUUGCUGUUAUGCCAUUCAUUCACACUUUACCUUAUUAUUAGGGAUUUAGUCCUGGGUAACAAUCCAGAAUAGUGGAUUAUUUAGAAAUGGUAACGUCCGUUACUGUAGCUACGUUUACAUUUGUGUUGAGAACAUUGAACAAUGGUGUGUGUGUGUGCAGGUGUGUGUGCAUGUGUAUGUGCGUGCAUAAGUGUGUGUGUGUGUGUGUAUGUUUGUGCCGCUUUAAGCAUUUGUUGUAUGUUUUUUGUAUGUUUGUCUAAAAUAUUAUUUUAUUUCCUGGUUCAAUUGCCAAUGGAAAUGACCAAUGGGUUCUUUAUCCCUGAUGUAAAUUACAAUGUGAGGUUGGGGACAUUUCAAACGAUCAGAUUUUUUUUUUUACUGUGUGUCAAAAGCCCUGUUUAUACCUGGUUCUAGCAUGCAUCCUUUGUCCUGAUUGUUUCCACAUUUUGAUUGUGCCCACAUUUUUAGACAGGUGUUGACAAUCAAAAGACACAUUGUGAUGUGAUUUUGAUCAGAUCAUUCUGCCCACCUCCGGAGGUAGUCAGGCACGCAUUGUGUCUUUGUAUCUUACAAGUGUAGACGGAUCUGGACAGAGAAACCAUUUUAGUACAUUAUUCCACCCAUUAAAAUCAUUGACAGGUGGCACCAUUGACUGAUUACAUCAAUAUGUGUCUUACAAUACAUAAAUAAAUCUUAUGUUGAAAGAGUAGUGAAAUAAUUAGCAUAAAGGAAGGGAUCAGGAAAUCUGGUCACAAUGCAGACACAUUGGAUGGAUAACAGACACGUUUUAAUACCAUGUGUAGACACAUUUUUGGAAAUGUGGGCACAUACAGAAUGUCGACAAGAUCAGGACAAAGGACCCAUGUUAACACCAGGUAUAAACCGGGCGUAUUAUGCCUUAUUUUCCCUGGACACAAAGUACUUGCUUGUGUAUUCUGUGUUUAAUUUAGACGUUUUUAUCUCUAUAUCUUUACGUGAAGGCAAGAAAUAGACGUACCCAAGACUGUGUGUGCAGAGGAUGUGUGUUAUUUAGUUUCUUGUUUCAUUUUGUUUCGAUGUUUUGUUUCCUUAAGCCUGGAAUUUAACUGAAAAACAAAACCAUUCCAACUCAAUUUUCAUUGUUCCCGAACACUUGAUGAACACAAGUUUGGUCACAAACAUUUCCAUUCCUUUCCUCUUGUGAUUUUAAAACAAUGUAUUAUAUUACUACUUGGACCAAAGUAGCUCACAAUAUGAUUGUUUAUGUAUAUUAGUGACUUAUUUUUAACAGUCAUUGUUGUUAAGCACUUGAAUUGAUUUGACUUGUAUUGUUCUUGGUUCUUUGGACACACAACCAACAAAUGCAGUUGAUUGUGUCACAGAUGUACUGUGGCACGUUGUUUGCUAGCAGUCUCACUGGCCUUAGUUUAGGUCUUGCGUGCAUUACUGUACAUUACUGUAGGACAGGUAAAACAGACACAGGUGUGUUACUGUAGGACAGGUAGGACAUACACACGUGUGUUACUGUAGGACAGGUAAGACAGACACAGGUGUGUUACUGUAGGACAGGUAAGACAGACACAGGUGCAUUACUGUAGGACAGGUAAGGCAGACACAGGUGCAUUACUGUAGGACAGGUAAGACAGACACAGGUGUGUUACUGUAGGACAGGUAAGACAGACACAGGUGCAUUACUGUAGGACAGGUAAGACAGACACAGGUGCGUUACUGUAGGACAGGUAAGACAGACACAGGUGUGUUACUGUAGGACAGGUGAGACAGACAGGUGCAUUACUGUAGGACAGGUAAAGACAGACACAGGUGUGUUACUGUAGGACAGGUUAGACAGACACAGGUGUGUUACUGUAGGACAGGUAAGGCAGACACAAGACUGACAUGACAAGUAAUGUUAAGCUUGCAGCAACAAUUUAAUAGACUUCAAUAAAUUACAUCUCAGGCACUUCGGGCAUUUUAUAAUUGCACU